Molecule: messenger RNA, 1184 nt
Organism: Geodia barretti
Lineage: Eukaryota; Metazoa; Porifera; Demospongiae; Tetractinellida; Geodiidae
Source: the annotation of a GenBank genome assembly
CAAUUGGCGCACGCGGGUUCAAAGUUCAGUGCGAAGAAAAAUGGCCGCACGUAUAGUAGUACCACGCGAGGCUCCCUCCCUCUCUCGCCUCUCUCUCCUCGUUCUCUGUCUUGCGCUGAGCUGCUGUCUUGGUCGAGGAGAAGAGAGCGCCGUACGCGUCAUUACCACCGAAAACUUCGACGACGUAUCUCAGGGAGAUUGGAUGCUAGAAUUCUAUGCUCCGUGGUGUCCGGCCUGCAAACAGUUUGCCAAGACGUGGGAGUCGUUUGCGGAAUGGGCUGCCGCCGAGAAGAACGGACUGCGUGUUGGAAAAGUCGACGUCACUACCGAAAGUGCUUUGAGUGGUCAGUUUAUGGUGACCCACCUGCCGAGUAUUUUUCACAUUCACGAGGGGGAGGUGAGGGGUUACAGCAAAAGUCGAACACUGGAGGAUCUGCAGUUGUACGUGGGGGAAGAAGAGUGGAAGAAGAAACCGGCGUUGCCAUGGUGGCGGAGUCCCACUGCCAAACAUAUGAAAGCAUUGGGUGUGACCUACUGGAUUUCACAGAAAGGGAAAGAACUUCAAACAAUGUUGGAGAAGGAAUACGAGCUACCGACGUACACCGUGUACGUGAUAAUCGCCGUGGCAACCAUCGUUGUUGGACUACUGUUGGGCGGGUAUCUUAUUUUUACUUCUCUCUCCCUCUUCUCCCUCCCUCUUUCUCUCUCCAGAUAACCGUUUGUUUCAUCGAAAUAUGUAUCCGAAUGUGCUCGCGAAAAGAAGCCACGAAGAAGUUGCCACGGAAACAGGAAGGCCCCAAGCCUUCCCCACCCCCUGAACAAGUGGGCGGAGCUUCAGAAAGUUCUGAGCAAACCGACGAGCCAGGAGAAGUGCCGGUGUCUUCUAAAACAGCAGCUGGAGUUGUUGCAGAGUCUCCGAACGCGGACAAAGAGAAGAAGACGAGAAAGAGAAAGAGGAACAAGGUAUGCAAGGAGAGUAUGAUCGUGUAAUGCUCAAGAUUACUAGAGUGUACAGUAAGAUUACUAGAAUAUACUGAGAUAUAAACACAAAGAUUACUAGAUUAGAUAGGAUAAUUUAGUGCUGUUGAGGUGUUUGUGUACACACCUGCAAUAUGUCCUUGCGAUUAUUUUGCCUCUCCUUAAUGAAGUCAAAUUAAUAUUGCUAUGCCCACCCUCUCUGGGGU